Linum tenue is the source of this 2664-nucleotide messenger RNA. Lineage: Eukaryota; Viridiplantae; Streptophyta; Magnoliopsida; Malpighiales; Linaceae. The record is from the annotation of a GenBank genome assembly.
AGCCAUUUUCCGGCACAGUAAAUUCCGGAGCGACCGGAUAAGGCUGGCACCGCCACCACCAAAGCUUACAGUUACAGGACAGCUGAUGUGAAGCUUGCAGCCAGCCAGGCAGCCACGCCAUCUCCUAGACGAAGAACAACAAGAAAGAAUCAGAAUCUCUCAAAUUUCACAACCCAAUUUCUCAAUCGCCCUAUCCCUCUCUCUCUCUCUCUGUCUUCUUCCCCGCCUUUCCCCGUCCGUGAUUCGGCGAUUCACCCCGGAAAUUCCGAUUACAGCAAAAGCCAGAACUCCCCCCCGGCCAGCUAGGACUGCAAAGCAGCAUAUGAAGAUGACGACGACGACUAGCCGAAACCUCUAACGAACUAAACGAAGCAGCGCCAUGAGUUCCAGCUCCCCGGAUUCUUCACUUUCCGCUCCUCUCCACUGGAAGUUCUCGCAGGUCUUCGGCGAGAAAGCUCCCGGCGAAGACGUCCAGAACAGUGACCUAAUAUCUGCUAUCGAAUUCGACAAGAGCGGCCGUCACCUCGCCGUUGGAGAUCGCGGCGGCCGUGUGAUAAUCUUCGAGAGCAAGGAGGCGGAGGAGACGAAUGAGCAACGUUCUCGAAUUGAAUUGGAGGCGGUAGAUUUUAGUUCCAAGGCACAUCGCCGGCCUAUUUAUCAGUACAAGGCUGAAUUUCAGAGUCAUGAACCGGAGUUUGACUACUUGAAAAGCUUGGAGAUUGAAGAGAAGAUCAAUAGAGUAAGGUGGUGUAUGACGCAUGGUGGAUCGAUGUUUCUGCUUUCUGCAAAUGAUAAGACGGUUAAACUUUGGAAGCUCAAGGAACAUAAGGUGAAGCAAGUAAAAGAAACGGACCAUAGUUCAGCUGUGCAUUCAGAGAAUGGUCUUUUGGCUGAAGCGAGUUACAUAAGCAUGCAAGGAAAACCAACUGUUCCUAACGGCCAUGAUAUGGAAUGGACAACAAAUGCAGUUAAGAACAUUUCCCCAGUUCAAGAAGCGCAAGCCAAGAUUUCUUCGCUCGAAGAUUCUGUCCGUGCAAGUUGUCGAAAGGUUUAUGCUCAUGCACAUGAUUUCAAUAUCAAUUCAGUUUCAAACAAUAGAUGACCUUAGAAUAAACUUAUGGAACCUUGAUGUCAAAGAUCAGUGUUUCAAUAUCAUUGACAUAAAGCCGUCAAACAUGGAAGAUCUUACUGAGGUUAUAACAUCAGCAGAGUUCCAUCCAAGUCAUUGUAAUCUGCUGGCAUACAGUAGUUCGAGAGGUUUUAUUCAUCUAAUUGACAUGCGGCAAUCAGCAUUAUGUGAUAAAAGCGCAACAAUAUUACAGGAAACUGAGCAUCAACCAGGGUCUAAGUCAUUCUUUACAGAGAUUAUAGCCUCUAUUUCAGAUAUCAAGUUUGUAAAUGAUGGACAGUGCAUCUUAAGUCGUGAUUUUAUGAACUUAAAGCUAUGGGACAUUCGAAAGGACUCUAUGCCAGUGAAGGUAUUCAAGGUUCAUGAGCACCUACGCCCUAAGGUAAGGCUGUUCCCUUAUGAAGAUAAAACUCUGUAGCUGAUGUAACUGAUGAUGGUUCUUAUAGUUGUUUCUCGAAAGUCGUUGUGCCCUUUGUAAUUUCAGGAGUUAUACACUUUAAGUUGUUCAGUGCUUGAAUUUUCCCUUUUAUGUUUUCCUAGAAGUUGAUCCAUGAUAUAUUGCCUCUUCACUCGUUGGUUUACCAUGUUCCCUGCAGUUGUGUGAGUUGUAUAAUAACGAUUCAAUAUUUGAUAAAUUCGAAUGCUGCGUCAACGGAAGUGGUUCACAUUUUGCAACUGGAUCUUACAGGUUUCACCACGCACUUCAAACUUUGCUGGGCACGCAUUUAACUACAUAGUCCCUGCUUAAACGUUUUGCAUCCCUAAUUCAAUGACAGUUCUCUUCUUUUAUGUACACAGCAACCUUUUACAUGUAUUCUCGAACGGUGAUUCGACCGAAGAGCACAUGACAGUAGAAGCUGGCAAAAACCCAAGCAGGAAGCCAGCCGUCCAUUCUGCAUCAAGGCCUCGAAGGUCAUCCUUGAGCAACCUAACGCGUGGAUUUUACCGGCAAGGGAAUUCCAAUUCGGGUGCAAGCAGUCAUGAAUUUGCAUGUGAUCUGAGCUCCAAGUUGCUUCAUCUGGCAUGGAACCCUACCAGUAACUUGAUUGCCUGUUCCGCUGGAAGUAGCUUGUUCAUGUAUUAUGCUUAACCAGGUUACCACCACAUUACUGCUGAUUGAUUAAAUAAAGGAAAUUCCACUGAAAAGUAUAAGCAAAAGAGAAAGGAAUUUUCAGUUUGUCCGUAAGAACGAAUGGUUUUGAGAUGAAUUGAUACAAAGGUAUCAUUUGGUUCACAUAGUAGUUAUUCUAUUUUUCCCUAGAUUUGUAGUUCAAAGGUAAAAUGGUAGCAGUAGGCAGACUGACAUAAUAGUUGAUCAGCAAAACUUCAGCGAGCGCUUCAGUGUUCUUCCUUAUUUUAUAUUUUUAUUUGUAUGGAAUGGUUGAGAUUUCGUUCCCGAAAUGAGAUAUAGAUAUGAGCGACACCUUUAGCCAAUUAGGCAGAGGGGAAAACCUUUGAGUCACUAAAAGCUAGUAGGGAUGUAAGUUAGGUUUUGGGUUUGCAGUUUUAAUUGAAAUCGAAUCGAUUGCAUGCCC